Moesziomyces aphidis is the source of this 1533-nucleotide messenger RNA. NCBI's taxonomy places the organism in Eukaryota, Fungi, Basidiomycota, Ustilaginomycetes, Ustilaginales, Ustilaginaceae. The record is from the annotation of a GenBank genome assembly.
AUGCCAUCGCUGGCAGAGCGCCUCGGCGCAGGCAGUGCCGAAUCUUCUCCUGCAGCUGCACCGGCGGCAGACACGCACGACAGCCUCGACAGAGAGCAGCAGCUGCGCGCACGUCUGCUUGCAUCCAAACGAGCGCCUCGCGCAGCCAACGACGACCAUGAGGAGCCACUUCAGCGCAGUUCACGUGCACGCUCCCGCUCCCGCUCUUCCUCUCCACUUCAGCACGACCGGAGAGACAGAUCCAGCCGCAGCCCCGUACGCCAGAGACGUGCAUCACCCUCCUACGACGCUGAACCUUCGUCGUCCAGCAUGCCGCCUCCGCCACCGCGGCCGUUCACGCAUCCGGAACGACGGGCCCCUCGACCCCAUCACGACCGAUGGGUGCCGCCGCCGCGUCCGGACGGGGGAAGUGCGCGAGGGCGCGAAGACGGCGACCGCUCCGACUCCCGCAACGGCGGCGGCUGGGGCGGCUCGCGUGGCGGUCGAUACUUUGACGCUGGCAGUGACGACAGGCAGGGUGGCGAUCGCAAUGGCUCGUCCGAGUAUGGUGCAGCGCAGUGGAAGCGUCUUCCGCGCGAUCCGUAUGCCUCGGCGGGCAGCCACAGCAACGGCGGUGGUGACGGCAGCUUCUUCGCCUCGCGCAACGAGCAGCGCAAGAACUCGAAUGUCUCCAUCUGGCCGCCCAGCCCACCGCAUCCUACGCUCGAUAGCGACGAGGAGCGCGAGGAGCGCAAGCGCAAGCGCAAGCACGAGAGCUCCUCGAGGCGACAUCGCGACUCGGAUAGGGACAGGCAUCGGAGCGACGGGAAGCGCAGCGACAGGCACUCGUCGUCGCGUAGCCAUCGACACCACUCGGAGCGCGAUCGACACCGCUCCUCGCGCUCGUCCCGGUCGCGCCGUGACGACCGCGACGACGAUCGGCACGCACGAUCCAAGCGCAGCUCCAGGGCGUCGAGUGCGUCCGAGUCCGGCUCCGAGUCCGACGCAUCGCGCACGCACCGUCGUCACUCGUCCAAACGGCGCGACUCUCACCGUCACCGCUCACACCGCCGCUCGCGCUCAGCCUCGGCUGCUGGCCACUCGGACUCUGCUCCGCGCCCGGACGCUGGUGACCGACGCGGCUCAGUGAGCUCAGUGAGCUCGGCGAGCUCGGACGAGGUUGGACCUAAGCUGCCUUCGACAGGUGCGGACGGGAAGCCGAUUGAUCCGCGCGCGUACGGAGGCGCCUUGCUACCCGGCGAGGGGUCUGCGAUGGCGUCGUUUGUCCAGGACGGCAAGCGAAUCCCGCGGCGCGGCGAGAUCGGGCUGUCGUCGGACCAGAUCGAGGCGUACGAGAAGGCCGGCUACGUCAUGAGCGGCAGUCGACACCACCGCAUGAACGCCGUGCGCAUGCGCAAGGAGAACCAGGUGAUCAGUGCCGAAGAAAAGCGAUCCAUGCUCAGGCUCCAGGCCGAGGAAAAGGCCAAGAAGGAACGCGAGAUCGUCAGCCAGUUCAAGGAACUCGUCGACACGCUCCAGCCCGGUACCGAGUAA